Penicillium brevicompactum is the source of this 2046-nucleotide messenger RNA. Its product is annotated as putative C6 transcription factor (OTam). The coding region runs from base 1 to 2046 and encodes 681 amino acids. Gene Ontology annotation, cellular component: nucleus. The transcript has 2 exons. The record is from RefSeq and is a predicted model, not a curated record. NCBI's taxonomy places the organism in Eukaryota, Fungi, Ascomycota, Eurotiomycetes, Eurotiales, Aspergillaceae. Gene Ontology annotation, molecular function: zinc ion binding; DNA-binding transcription factor activity, RNA polymerase II-specific; DNA binding. Gene Ontology annotation, biological process: DNA-templated transcription.
AUGGCGACCGUUAUCAUUCAGCCCUCUGGCUACUCCCCUGAUCUCCGCCGAACGACCCCAACCCUCUCCCCAUCCCCCAUAUCCGGCACUUCGACCCUUCCCCGCGUACGGAAUGGAGUCAGCUGUGACGCUUGUCUCCGCAGAAAGAGCAGGUGCGCCAUGAACGAGAUGGUCAACAAAUGUUACUCCUGCGAUUUCCAUCGCCAGGAAUGUACCUUCACUCUCACCGGCGAGUCCAAGAAGAGGAAACUGUCAGACCAGCCGGAAGCUGUGAAACGACAAGCAACGGCACCUCAAUCGCAAUCACAACCUCAAGUACAACCGCAAUCACAACCGCAAUCACAACCACAGCCCGCCGAAAUCGAAUCCGCGCACCCACACGCUUUGAACAUGAUUCGCCCGGGCUUCUUCAACCAGUCCACACAGCAUAUUGGCAUGACCACGGAGUUAGAACCGACGCUCUUAGAAUAUCUCCCUCUCGACCAAUAUGACGAAUGCACGGUGUUUAACUCGCGUGUGCGGAAGUGCGCCGAUGAUGGGACCUUCAUGCGCGUGGUCGACACGCCUGUCAGUGACUCCCAGAGCAUAUCGGUCGAUGCCAUUGAGAGUCUGGUGGCUCCAUAUGGAGCAACAUUGAUCGAGAAGUUCUUUGAUCACGUGCACCCUUCGUUCCCCAUCAUGAUCGAGGAGGCUUUCCGACAAUCGUACCGAGAACGUCGUGGCCUAUCACCGCUACUGCUAGCCUCGGUCUAUGUUUUGACAUUGAAGUUCGUUGACGUGGGUGCGACAUCGCAGACAGCCCGCAAGCCCGAUGCCGCAAGGCUGGAAGCAACAGCGUUGAAACUGCUUAUGGAGUCUCUGCCCUCGCCCAGUGUGUCGACUAUUCAAGCUGGACUCUUGUUGACGCAGAAGUCGACCUUGGCUACGGCGUCUCUGAAUGGACAAUUAGUCACCGCUGGAUUUGAAGUCGGCCUCCAUCAGGAUUGCACCAACUGGCGUAUGGAGACGUGGGAGAAGGGUCUUCGCAAACGACUUGCCUGGGCUCUCUACCAGCAAGACAAGUGGUCAUCACUUGUGAACGGCCGGCCCUCGCAUAUCUUCGCGUUCAAUUGGACUGUGAAGGAUCUGGUGGAGCAGGACUUCUCAGAUGCUUUUGCGUCCGGCACAGACUCCUCCCAUGAUGAGGAAGCCGUCGGUCAUGGUCCUCUUCUAUUCUGCCACAUGGUGGCACUGACUACCAUCCUCUCCGACAUCCUUGAUAGAUUCUACACACUCCACGCCAUCGAAGAGUUCUCCGCGGCCGGAAACCAGCGCACACGCAUGAUUUUAGAAAAAGCCAAACCGGCACAGAUCCGCUUGAAAGACUGGUUCUCCUCUCUUCCACCAUCUUUAAAGAUGGAGACCUCAACCGGCGAACUGGUUGAAACCAUCACAGACGAACACGCUCGCAACGGUGCUCUUCACCUCGCCUACUUCGCCACCGAAAUCACCCUGCAUCGCUGCAUCGUCCGCUCCCUUCUCGCAGAGGGCACAGAUCAGUAUUUAGCACACAUCUGCCGCUCAGCUGCCAAAACACGUUUGAUUUCCGCGAUGGAUUUUGUCAACCGCCUCCGACCCGCCCAUCUGCGAUCCUUCUGGCCCGCAUCGGCACGCACCAACUUUUCCCUCAUCGGCUCCUUUGGAAUGCUCCUCCGCAUCACAGCACCCACCAACGAAGAAGCCGAAUUCUACCGCGUACGACUUUGCGAAUACCGCUGGACACUCGGCGUCAGCCACAAGAACGCUGCAUUCAUGGGCUUUGCAUUGCAGAGUCUCGACAAUGCAACUGCGUUGCACAAGCACGUUCCGGCGAAGCCCGGCAUCGAAGAACUGAUGGCGAAUUCCGCGAAGAAUGCUCCGCAGCGAAUGCCCACCACGACACACGCCUCAUACGACGACGCUAUGAUGGAAGCCGGUGGUACUUCCAGCUCGGUGAUCUCGGGCCUCGCGUCACCGGCUACUUCUGUCAGUGACAUGGAAGAUGAGGCUUCUAUGGCUCCUCUGUGA